Molecule: messenger RNA, 1101 nt
Organism: Anoplopoma fimbria (sablefish)
Lineage: Eukaryota; Metazoa; Chordata; Actinopteri; Perciformes; Anoplopomatidae
Gene: tmeff1a
Product: transmembrane protein with EGF-like and two follistatin-like domains 1a
Exons: 10
Coding region: 1-1101 (366 amino acids)
Molecular function (GO): protein binding
Source: RefSeq, a predicted model, not a curated record
AUGGUGUCGGGCCCCGGGAGGUGUCCCUGCGGGGUGUCCCGGUGUCUCCUGGUGUCCGCAUGUCUGCUGUCUGUGCUGCUCUACCUGCCGGAGGCUCGUGCGUCCUAUAACCCGACGAGCGGAGAGUGCAAAGGCAAAGGGAAGGACUGCACAGAUCUGUCAGAGAAGAAGAGCGACCUGAGGGUCUGUGAUGAGUCCAGCUGUCGAUACGGAGGCGCCUGCAGAGACGACGGAGCUCUGCUGAAGUGUGUCUGCCAGUUCCAGUGUCACAAAAACUACAUCCCAGUCUGCGGCUCCAACGGCGACACCUACCAGAACGAGUGCUACCGGCGACAGGCGGCCUGCAAACAGCAGAGACUCAUCUCGCGGGUGUCGGACGGGCCCUGCCCCACCGAUACUGGUUCCGGUUCAGGAGACGGAGACGAUGACGAGGGUUCAGGCUCCGACGUCGGGAAGAAGUUCACCAAGUGCAGCACCUGUAAAUAUGGAGCCGAGUGUGACGAGGACUCGGAGGACGUCUGGUGCAUCUGUAACAUCGACUGCAGCGGACACAAUGAGAACCCGGUGUGUGCCACCGACGGGAACUCCUACAACAACCCGUGUCUGGUCCGGGAGGCGUCCUGUAUGAAGCAGGAGCAGAUCGACGUCAAACACCUGGGCAGGUGUCCCGCUGAUAAAGAGAAACUGGGGAAGAAAGACGACAGCAGUCCUUUCAAGGUCAACGUCUUAGAAACCACCGGUCUGGACCACGGGGACGUGUUCUACGCCGGGAUGCCGAUCCCCUGCACCGACAGCUACGCCGGCUUCUGUGUCCACGGGAAAUGUGAGCUCAAGUACAACAUGCCCACCUGCAGGUGUGAUGCGGGCUACAAAGGUGCUCAGUGUGACGAGACUCAGGACUUCAACAUCCUCUACGUGGUUCCCAGCGGACAGAAGCUCCACUACGUCCUCAUCGCCGCCAUCAUCGGCGCCGUGCAGAUCGCCAUCAUCGUCGCCGUGGUGAUGUGCAUCACAAGGAAAUGUCCCAAAAACAACAGAGGUCGCCGGCAAAAACAAAACCUGGGACACUUUUCCUCGGACACUAACUCCAGGAUGGUAUAG